CGCGCGUGGCCGUGGUGGUUUCAGGAUAAGUUAUCUAUUGCAACAAGUGAACCAAUUGCACCCGGCUAUAGACAAGGGCUACUUCAAAUAUAAAAAGGCCACGGCCACCUGAUCAGCUUCACUUAACACACUGACGAAGCAGUGUCAGCAAUGAGGUUUCAAGUAGCAGUCGCCCUUCUCGCUACAGCCUUCGCUUGCCUUGUUGCGUCCUCAACAGGUCAAGGAGACGAAAGGAAAUGUGCCCGAGCAUUUCCGCUGCCACCGUGGAAAUCGUCUUACAGGACGGGGUGCACGUACCUAUGCCGAGAGUGGCCAUUCCGGUAUGAAAACGAGCCCGAUGGAAUUCAUUGUGGGGCCUUGGCAGCCUUUAUUAAAACACAUGUCUGCCGUGACGGAAAAUGCGUGAAGGCUGAAAACGUUCAAACCACUGCUGCUGAUGAAGAAUACUUCAGCACUAGCCCUUCCACCAAGCACUGA
This is a messenger RNA of Rhipicephalus sanguineus (brown dog tick), 477 nucleotides long. RefSeq lists its product as uncharacterized. The transcript is spliced from 4 exons. The record is from RefSeq and is a predicted model, not a curated record. NCBI's taxonomy places the organism in Eukaryota, Metazoa, Arthropoda, Arachnida, Ixodida, Ixodidae. Bases 151 to 477 code for a protein of 108 amino acids.